Messenger RNA from Pestalotiopsis fici W106-1, 1074 nucleotides. RefSeq lists its product as uncharacterized. Bases 1 to 1074 code for a protein of 357 amino acids. The record is from RefSeq and is a predicted model, not a curated record. Gene Ontology annotation, cellular component: spliceosomal complex. The transcript has a single exon. Gene Ontology annotation, biological process: mRNA splicing, via spliceosome. NCBI's taxonomy places the organism in Eukaryota, Fungi, Ascomycota, Sordariomycetes, Amphisphaeriales, Sporocadaceae.
AUGGCGGACCCGACACAGACUCCCCAAGCACCGCGCAUCGCCAUCAAAUUUGGCUCAAGCAGAGCAAAUUCGACAAAGCCCGCCAGUAGCACAAGGAAAUCUGGACAGCUGCUUCCACCCUCUGCUCUUGGCAAACGCCCCCGAUCGCACGCACUGAAUAACGACUCAGACUCAGAAGAUGAGGACAGUCAUUAUGGACGCCAUGAAGCAGUGACCACCGUUGGGGGCAAGGAUGAUGUCAAUGACCGACAAAGAGACGCCAAAUCUGCUCGUACCGAAGGGCGACCCUUGGUAAUAGCAUGCCAGACGGAAGGCAGUUGGAAGGCAGCCGCAAGACGCAAACCAGAGGAUAAUUCCAGCGGCCAGGAUCGGGAAACAGAGCCAGCAGACCACGAGAAAGAUAUCAAAUGGGGUCUUUCAAUCACCAAAAAGUCGUCAGCAGAAGACUCGACAGGAGAUGCGCCUGGGAAUCCCUUGGACGGCUCACCCACCGCGACUGCGACGGAAAAAACGCCAAAUAGCCCUCCAAGAACAGUGGAGCAAAAUGCGAUGGAUGCGCUUUUAGGUAUCGAUACAAAUAAACAGAAGAAGCUGGUCAUUUCAGGAUCCGAGACCCCAACAGAUGAAUUCAAGGCGGCUGUGCAAGCAGCUGGCGAGGUUUCAACUAUCGAAGAGUACGACCAAAUACCAGAUGGCGAGUUCGGAAUGGCCAUGCUUCGUGGUAUGGGCUACGAUGAAUCGAAGCAAACAUCGAGACCCAAGGACGUUCGCCGCAGACCUGCGCUACUGGGCCUAGGUGCCAAAGAGGACGAGGAGAUCAAAAAGGCUGAAUUGGCCAAAAAGCACGGCCAUCGCGAGCGACGCCCCCGCCUCGAUGAAUACCGAAGAGGCGAAAACGAAAAGCGACAGCAGCGUGAAGAAAAAUACUCAAGCAGCUACAAGCAUGAGCGUGAUCGCGAGCGAUCAGGUCAUGGUUCCAGCAGAAAAUAUGACGAUCGGGAUCGUGCGCGCGAUCGAUAUCGCGACCGCGAAGGAGAAAGUUCGCGACAUCGCGAUAGGCACUCGCGGCGUUGA